This is a messenger RNA of Protopterus annectens (West African lungfish), 7096 nucleotides long. RefSeq names its product phospholipase C eta 2 (gene PLCH2). The transcript has 23 exons. Bases 615 to 5339 code for a protein of 1574 amino acids. The record is from RefSeq and is a predicted model, not a curated record. NCBI's taxonomy places the organism in Eukaryota, Metazoa, Chordata, Ceratodontiformes, Protopteridae. Gene Ontology annotation, biological process: phosphatidylinositol-mediated signaling; lipid metabolic process. Gene Ontology annotation, molecular function: calcium ion binding; phosphatidylinositol-4,5-bisphosphate phospholipase C activity.
CAUUGUCAACUGCUUCUGCCUACAAAACAGACUCCACGUGAGGUGACAAUGGUCUCUUUAAUAGACGCUUCUGAUUUAGUGCAGACAUACUGUGUUACUUUCUCUUUCUUCACCUCUGGAUAGGAAGAAAUAAAAACAGAAUAUUGAACAAAGGGAUCACAUCAUCUUGCUUUUUUUAUGCUGGGGGAAGGGUACAUGUUCUCAGAGAGCAAAGAGUUAAUAGCCCAUUAUCCCAAGUGGUCGAAUAUUUGAGUAGCGGAGAAGGGCUGGUAAAAUUCAUUUAGCUCGUGUGUGAUAGUUCCUACCUGUGAAGAGCUGCGCUGAUGAGUCCCUUCUGCCAGGAUUAGAAAUGAACCAGCAAAGCCAUGUAAAAGGGAUGGAGAUGGGGAGACCCAGGUGCGGGAUGGAACUUUUCUGAUGCCUGCUGUUAACGACAUAUUUAGCAUUCCAAAACAGCAAAACAAUGUGAUACAUUUAUAGUCCAGUGAGCGGAAAUUGUAUCUUUUAUUUGGUGAAUCUGUGCUGUGAAACAGUAUUUUCUGCUGCUGCUUCACUAUUCUGGAACACAAUACCAAUUCUUAAAGUCAUUUCAGGAGUUAAUACUGCAACACGGUAUGGAAGACUUAAGUGUCUUCAGAUGCCUCAGUCCAGAUAAAGUGGAGAGGUGUAUGAAGGCAAUGCAGGCAGGAACACAAAUGGUGAAACUGCGUGGGAGUUCCAGGGGACUAGUCCGCUUCUACUACCUGGAUGAGCACAAGUUUUGUAUUCGCUGGAGACCUUCCAGGAAGAGUGAAAAAGCUAAAAUUUCCAUUGAUUCUAUCCAUGAGGUAUGUGAAGGGAAGCAGUCAGAGAUUUUCCAGCGCUUUGCAGAUGGCAGCUUUGAUCCCAAUUGCUGCUUUAGUAUCUACUAUGGAGACCAGAUGGCAUCUUUGGAUUUGGUCUCAAGCAAUGGAGAAGAAGCACGGACAUGGGUCACAGGGCUUAAGUACUUAAUGGCUGGAAUCAGUGAUGAGGACAGUCUGUCCAAACGACAGCGAACACGAGACCAAUGGUUAAAACAGACCUUCGCUGAGGCAGAUAAGAAUGGUGAUGGUUGUCUGAGCAUUAAUGAGGUACUUCAGCUGAUGCACAAACUUAACGUCAACCUCCCUAGGCAGAAGGUUAAGCAAAUGUUCAAGGAGGCUGAUACUGAUGACAAUCAGGGCACACUGGACUUUGAGGAGUUUUGCGCAUUUUACAAGAUGAUGUCAACCAGGAGGGACCUCUACCUGCUGAUGCUCACCUACAGCAAUCACAAAGAUCACCUGGAUGCUGAAGACCUGAAGCGCUUCCUAGAGAUUGAGCAGAAGAUGACUGGUGUAACUAAGGAAUACUGUCUGGAGAUUGUUGACAAAUUUGAACCCUGUCCAGAAAACAAAACUGAGGCAGUCCUUGGGAUUGAUGGCUUUACAAAUUACAUGCGGAGUCCAGCUGGUGAUAUUUUUAACCCAGAACAUUCUCAGGUGAACCAAGAUAUGACUGUCCCUCUCUGUCACUACUACAUUGCUUCUUCUCAUAACACAUACCUAAUAGGUGAUCAGCUCAUGUCCCAGUCCAGGGUAGACAUGUAUGCCUGGGUUCUGCAAGCUGGCUGCCGCUGUGUGGAAGUUGAUUGCUGGGAUGGACCAGACGGAGAGCCAAUUGUCCACCAUGGAUAUACAUUGACCUCGAAAAUCCUCUUCAAGGAUGUUAUAGAAACCGUGAACAAGUACGCCUUCAUAAAAAAUGAAUAUCCAGUGAUACUGUCCAUUGAGAACCAUUGCAGUGUCCCUCAGCAGAAAAAGAUGGCACAGUACCUUAUUGAAGUAUUAGGAGACAAGCUGGACCUCUCCUCAGUGAAUAUUGAAGAUGCCUCGCAGCUGCCUUCACCAGAGACACUCAAGGGAAAGAUUCUUGUUAAGGGAAAGAAACUUCCAUCAACAAUCAGUGAAGAUGCUGAGGAAGGAGAAGUCUCUGAUGAAGACAGUGCUGAUGAAAUUGAGGAUGACUGCAAACUGAUGAAUGGUGAUGCUUCAGCAAACAGGAAACAAGUAGAAAAUGUAGCAAAAAAGAAACUCGACUCUUUGUUGAAAGAGUCAAAAAUUCGUGAUUGUGAGGAUCCAAACAACUUCACUGUCGCCACUCUACCAUCUCCUGGAAAACUUGUUCAGAAAUCGGAGUUUAAAAAGAAAGGCAGUCCAGUCGCAGGCCCAGUGACAGAAAAGCAACUGAUAAAAACAGAGGAUGAAGUGGACCCAGCUGAAGAAACGAGUACCAACAAGCGACAUAGUCGGUCACUAAUGGGCAGUUUCUCCAAACGCAAGAAAAAAUCAGGAAAGCAAAAAAAAUCCUCAAGUUUAGAAGAUGAUGAAGAUGAUCAAGACAAGGGAUCAAUACACAACAGAGCAAGCAGGCAGAAGAAGACUAUGAAACUUUCAAGAGCACUUUCAGAUCUGGUGAAAUAUACAAAGUCUGUUGGUACUUACGACGUGGACUCUGAAAAUGUGAGUAGUUGGCAGGUGUCUUCCUUCAGUGAGACAAAAGCACAUCAGAUAAUUCAGCAGAAGCCAGUGCAGUUCAUCAGAUUUAACCAGCAUCAACUCUCUCGUAUCUAUCCCUCAUCUUAUCGGGUAGACUCCAGCAACUUCAAUCCCCAGCCUUUCUGGAACAUGGGCUGCCAGCUUGUGGCAUUGAAUUACCAAUCAGAAGGAAGAGUUCUUCAGCUAAACAGAGCAAAGUUCAGUGCUAAUGGGAACUGUGGUUAUGUACUUAAACCUAAGUGCUUAUGUCAAGGUGCCUUUAAUCCAAAUUCGGAUGACCCUCUACCAAAUCAGACGAAAAAGCAGCUGGUACUGCGAGUGAUCAGUGGACAGCAGUUGCCGAAGCCAAGAGACUCCAUGUUGGGAGACAGAGGAGAGAUCAUUGAUCCAUUUGUGGAAGUGGAGAUUAUAGGACUGCCUGUUGAUUGCUGUAAAGAGCAAACCCGUGUCGUUGAUGACAAUGGUUUCAACCCAAUGUGGGAAGAGACACUAGUGUUUAUAUUGCACAUGCCUGAACUUGCACUGAUCCGUUUCCUUGUGUGGGACCAUGAUCCUAUAGGACGGGACUUCAUUGGACAGAGGACCUUAGCAGUGAACAGUAUGAUGCCUGGUUACCGUCAUGUCUACUUGGAAGGUAUGGAGGAGGCAUCCAUCUUUGUUCAUGUUAUGCUCCAUGAUGUCACUGGUAAGGUCAAGCAAGCUAUGGGUUUAAAAAGUCUGUUUCUCAGAAAUCCCAAGCAGGGUUCUCUCGACAGUCAUGCUGCUGUGCAGCUCCACCGCAAGCACUCUUUUAGUAGCCAUCUGCUGCGAAGGACAGCCAGCGCCCCCACCAAGGGACAGCAGAAGAGCAAAAAGGGCUUCCCAGAAAUCACGAUUGAUACCAAAGAGUACAGCUCUGAAGGGGCUAGUGAAGACAGGGAAUCUGAAGAUUCCUCGCAGCCACGCUUCGACAGGGAUCCAGAAAGUUCCACACCAGUGCAUGCUUCAAGGGAUGGUACCAAUGGGGAGGUCCACAUCAAGGGUUUCAAAGAUGUACACAGAUACUCACUGCAUAGAUCAAUCUCUUCCUUACAUACAUUGGAAACCAUCACUGAGGAGACAUUAGUAACUAAAGAAAACAUUCCCUCAGACUUUGAACAGCACACAUUUAAUGCCAUCAACAAGGGCUAUGAAGACGGAUCCAUGCUUCAGUCUUCUGAAGCUCCUCCCAUCAAGGAAAACACAGAAAUCACAAGCCCAACAAGUCAGUCAGAAACUCUCUUGGUGGAAGGACAAGACUUAACCACAGAGCCAGUCAGUCCAGAUUCAGAAACUGUUUCCACAAGUGAGGAUGUUAAAGAUAACAACAUUGUGGAACUCCCUGUGCAUGAGUUAGAUGAUCAAAGUAGCAAUUUGCUUUCACACAGUGAGCAAAAGACGUCAAGUGCAGAGAGCUGUAAUGGAGUUAGCAAUAUUGCAUCCUGUGCAGAUAGUUCACAAAAAGCUGAUAUUAAUUGUGUGAGGGAAUGUAACAGUGCUGCAUCUUCAGUGGGAAAUGGAAGAAUGACUGAGGAUGUCAUUAGAAGAAAACCCAGUGCAUCGGUCAUUCCAGUAAAACAAAAUUCGCAAAAUGCUACUUCUAUGACUUCGGCAUUGCAGAGAACACAAGCUCUGAUAGCCUUUUUCGACCAUCAACCCGCUGUUUCACAGGCUGGACCUCGUAUGUUAGUGAGAAGAAGCAAAAGUGAAGGACACGUUACAGCAGACUGCCAGACUUCUUUGGCAAGUCAAAGAUGCCUGUCUCCAGCAGCAGAAGUGUAUUGUGAUGUUACAAUUAAUGACAAAAUCUGGAGUAAAUUGGAUGGUAACAGUCAUAGAGACAGCAUGUCCUCAUCAUCUAGUAUGUCAUCAAAUGACACAGUCAUAGAUCUGUCUUUACCUAACUUGGCUCGCAGCAGCUUGACUGACCUUGAUGAAUGUCAGGAUGAUAGCAGAAGUGGACUUAUGAUUCAGCGAGGGGUUCGUCCAAGAUCUGCAACAUCAAGCAAUGAAAUUCAAAGAGUCAGUAAGAGCAAGUCAAACCCUAAUUUAAGAACUCAUCAACAAACUGAAGAUGAAAUUAGUCCAAGGCCUCUGAGUAAGGGUUCUGGGAAUACAUUACCAACAUUUACCAGAAGGCAUACUUGGAACAAGUUGUAUGUGGAAAGUUUAAAACAGUCAGUUCCAGUUUUAAAAUCUGCACCUCAUGAGGCUAAUGCAGAUAACACGCAAACAAAGUCCAAAAGUCUUGGUGAUCUAACUUCUGAAGACAUUGUAUGCAACUUUGAAAGCAAGUACAGAAGUAUAAGUAGAAGUUUUGUCACAAGAUCAAUGCAAGAACAUCGUUUUUUAGCAGGGAUGAAGAAUGCAACAAAGUCUCAUAAUGAUCUAACUGAAAAACUUAAGCAGCUCACAAGCUUUGAAGAAGUUGAUGACAUCACUUCACCAACACGCUACCAACCUGACUCUGAGGAGGAGGAAAACGCAUGGCCACUUCGUAGAUGUUCUUCAAGAAGUCAGAGUCGGGUACGUUACAUUGCAAAUAGAGCAAAGCAAGCUCAGGAGCGUCAGCGAUUACAGAACCUGGCCCUUCUGAAUGUCACUCCUAUUGAAGAGAGAGGAAACCCUGAGGGAGAAUGUUCUGCUGUAAAAAGUGUUUACUUGGACUCCUUUCCACUUCCAGAAAUCUCAACCCAAGCAAAGAGUCUGCCAAAUUUUAAAAAUGGAGAGGAUGCUCUCUUAGUGUUAAAUAUAUGUAACUAAAAAUAAUUGAUGAUCGGAACUGAUGACAGACAUUUGAUAGUAGAUUUCACUGACAUUCAGUAACAUGGCAAAAAUUCUCAGUGGCAGGAAUCUAAAAUACUUAUAUAAAACUUCCAAAAUUCAAUAGUAAAUGAUUGAUAUUGCCAGGAGCCUACAGCAACUGUAAAAAUUGAAGUUAAAAUUCUAAUGGGUGCCACAUGCAGCUGCAAUACUGAAAUUAGCUGUACCAAAACAUGUAACAUUAGAAAAAGCUACCUGUAUGCUGCCACAGCAAAUAGUUUUCACAGAUUAUGCAAAUUGACAUGAGAACUGAAUAUGGCACCUAGAAGAGUAUUAAAUCAAUAGAAUUAUGAAUUAUUGACUGAAGACACAUGAAGCUAGUUAGGGGUUUAAAUGCAUUGCUGCUGUACAGAUAUUUUAAGAAAUGUGGACCAUAUUGUGUUUUUAUGGGUUAUUUUGUGCUAUUUUUUUCUUUAGCAGGGAUCAGAACACUUAGUCCUGAAUUCAGUUUUUGGACUUAUUCUGAUAACCAUACUUACACUUUGUAACAUGAACUAUUUUGUGUUUUGCUGACUGGUAUACUGCGGUACAAUGAUCUUUAACAGACUGACUUCUCGGAAGUACAAGCUGACAACUGUCAACUACAAAUCCCAGAAUGUUCUGCAUGUUUCUUUAGGGAUGACUCAAUAGUGAGUUAAUGACACACAGUGCUAGUUAGUGUGUGCCAUAAUUUUAUCAGCUUUGAAGAAAUAUUUUAUGGCACACCUAUUCUAUAUGGAUAAAGUGCAAUUUGUGAUAUUAUGUUUAACCCAUGAAGGAUAGAAGGAUUAAAUAUUAAGUGGCUAUGCGUUAUAAAAAUGCCAGGAUGCAUCUCAAUGUGGAAUAAUCUACUUUGCAGUCAUCAGCUCAGUGUACUCUGAGAUUUUUGCAGUUAUGAGAAUUGGCAGCUUGCAAGCGAGUGGAACCUAUUUAAUUAAACAACUAAAGCUCAGGGAAAGGAGACCAAUGACACAAUGAAUAUUUAAUUGAAAAGCAUAAUAAGUAUUGUGUAAAAAGUUGAGUUUUCAGAGGACAGUCAUUUAAAUUAAGUUUUCUGACUGAUGUGUUGUAUUAAAAAAACAAAAGUAUCUAUGUUUAACACAAAUGCAGGGAACAGCUUUAUUCUAUGUUUACUGACCCACAAUUCUUCAGCUCAUGUACUCCACAUUCAUCCACAUGCAAUGACUGUAUUAAGAAUGGCAGGGAGACAUGCAGUGAAUUAAACAAAAUGUGAAAAUAUAAAUGCCAUUGUUAGUUGUGUAUUACAUUUUCCAUCAGCACAAACAGUACCCAACACUAUAAAUCUAGAUCUUCCUGGCCAAAGGCAAAAAGCACUUCUUUCCUAGGCUUCAAGGUUGAAUGUAAAUUUGAGAGCUGAUAAAAAUGCCCAAGGGCCACGCUGGUAGCCAGCUGAACAUGGAUGGUAUAUGUCUGCACUUGGAUCCCUGUGUGAGGAGCACUGUCUUUUUACUUAGUAUUUUAAAAUGAUGAUGCUGUGCACAUCCCCCUUUGGUGAAGCUCCUAUAAAUAUAUGUACAUAUUUAUAUUUUUUGCACUGCCAUGCAAAAUGUUCAGUAUGUUUUUAAACAAUAUAUACAUAUUUAAAUUUUUAGAUAUUGCAUUUAGAAAAUAAUCUAUGAAACUGAGAUACAGAUGUUCAUUCUUUUAUACAUUAAUCCUUUUUUAGUUACUUAACAGCAUCAUUUGUCAUUUAUAAU